UAGUUCGAACCACGGGCAGCUCCAAUACCCUGGAUCAAGAUCCCUUCACCAUCACCAAGGAUGGAACGUGAGAAAUAUUACCCGAGGUGAGUAAUGGACGGGUCAUUAAGAAGCGCUAAGCCCGCAGGGGUCACGCAUCGCCCGUGGAAUGGCUAGCCAUGGUCGAUCCUACGUGGUGCGUGGCUCCAGUUCCUUGGAUCAAGAGCUCUUGGAGGGGGGGGAGGCGGAGUUUGGGUGUCACAGUCUGGCACUGACGAUAUUGAUGUUCAGAUACUCACCCACUGCCAAGGAAGUGAGGUGCCGCUGUUUACACAGGUGCCGCUUUUUACACAGGUCACAGAUGCGCACUAAGAGGGAGAAUGCAGGGACGCUCAUGGAAGAUCCUGCGGAAAAAACUAGGCUACUGGAAGAAAGUAAGGAACAAGAGAGACAAGGAGCUAAAGUAUGCGAAAAAGAAGUUGUAGUGGACAGUAGCGGCAAGAGUAGCAUAAGUAGCAGAAACUCGAGUAGCAGGAACACGCGAAACAGAAACAAGAUUAGCAGACAGUUAAGUAGCACUAUAAAUAUCGAAAGCAGCAUUAUAAAGAAAAGUAUCAGCAUCAGUGUGAGUACAGGAGACUGGAGAGUGGGUGGACAGAGGGCGGGAUGGGCGUGCGGGGACACUGACGGUGGAGGAAGCCUCCUGCACAUACCCAUGGUAACCGCCCUCUACCUCCUGCUGGGGGCUGUUCUUCACGCCUCCGCACUCACACAACAACCAACUGGAGGAGAGUGGAGAGCUGGGAUGGUGACCUACCAGCGAGAUGGUCCUGCCUCCAUCAGCACCUAUCUCAGGUACCUGGGAGAGAUACCCGAACUAGGCCAGCUCACCAUCUGCUUCAGGAUAUUCCUCCUUCAGGCCCGUAACGAGAUCGUUGUCAUCUCGUACGCCAAGGAGAACCAUGAUAACGAAUUGUAUAUUGGUUUCAGCUACGACAAGCAGGAGAUGAUGCUUGUCUGUUGCCGCCAUGAGUGGUACAGGAACUUGAAGGUUAGUGUGAAACUGAGGCUGUGGUCUUCCUUCUGCGUGGCUAUGGACUUGGUGGGUCGCAAGAUGGAGGUGGUGCAAGAUGGUCACAUUAAGAUGGGCAUCAUAGAGACUUUUGUCCCGGCAAAUGAUCUGAUGGUCCACAGCGGUGGGAAGCUGUAUAUAGGUCAGGAGCAAGACACUCUAGGAGGAGGAUUCAAUGAGUUCCAAAGUCUACGAGGCUCACUUGUUGAUCUGCGUGUCUAUAACUCUAUCCUCACUACGGACCAGAUGAAGAACUACACCUCCUGUCAAGCUCCGGACAACAGCUCUGUGCCCAUCUUGGACUUCUACAAUAUUACCAGAAAAUUUGAAGUUCGCAACGUGGAGAUUGAGCAAGUGAGUUCUGAGUUGAUAUGCGAGCAACGCGAGGAAUUUGAUAUUAUAUUUCCAGAGCCUCGUCUAUUUCAAGAGGGUGAACUACUUUGUCGUAUACUCGGUGGAACUCUGAAAGUACCGAUCAGCAAGGAGGACAACAGGAAACUGUUCCUUCUGGCAGAAUCUUAUACGACCGGAUGCAGCGACGGAGUUGGAGAUAUACUCUGGCUUGGCGUUAAAGGUAAUGAAAGUAGUCAGACCUGGCAGCACUUUGCUUCUCGCGCUCCUAUUUUAUACUCAAACUUCGAACAGAAUAGUGGUCAGCCUAUCGAAGAACCGGAAGUCUGCGUUACUUUUAAAGGAAGCAGGAGUAUUGUGUCCUACGCCUAUGGAAAAUGGGUACCCAGACCGUGCAACUUGGAACGUUGUAUUGCUUGUCAUUUUGAAGAGCUACCGUUCGUUAGAAUUCGGGGACUCUGCGGAAAAUCAGAAUUUGAUAGGGAAUAUUUCCUUCUACAAGAUAAUAACACAGUUGUUUUCAUUGGAGCAUAUUAUUCCUUCAUCACUAAACAUCUUCCCACGAAGAACAGCACCUUUUCCGGAAACUUUGGGUACUGGCAUAUAACUCGCUAUGAUAAAUUAUCCAUCACCGCUAAGCUCACCAUGAAAUCUCCGACUCACUACCCAACGGGUCUCAACAAGUGGAUCAUCAGCAACGAUGUAUGUGGGGAGCAAGAAGUAACCCUCAGGAUGACGUCUUGCAAGGACCAACAGUUCUCUUGUGAUGAUGGCACCUGCAUACGCUUGCGUGAGCGUUGCGACAUGGAAGUCAAUUGCCCUGAUGGUUCAGACGAGGUUAGCUGCCGUUUCUUAGUAAUUCCUGAAGGAUACAAUAAGAUGACACCGCCGCCCAGAAGAGACCCAUCAACUCCCAUCAACGUUUACCUCCAUGUUCAAAUGUUAUCCGUGCGGGCCUUUGAUCUCACCGGCUUCAACUUUGUUUGUGAACUUGAAGUUCGCAUUGCAUGGCAUGACGUCAGAAUCAAGUUCCAUCACCUGAACGAAGCAGAAUUCCUGAACACCAUCCACCUCACCGAGGAGCAGGAACCAUGGAUGCCUAAAGUUGAGUUCUUCGGCGACGCCUUCACCACAAGCGACGUGAGUGAGCGAAGGUCGUUCCUGGUGGCCAAGCGCGUCACGCAACCACUGCCUGACAACGACGAAAACCUCGGGGAAGACGAAAUCUUUGCCGGGGAAGACAACCCACUGGUGUUAAUUAAGAAGCUGACCGUCACUACCUCCUGUCAGUUCGACCUCAUCUCCUUUCCCUUCGACACGCAGACCUGCAAGCUGGGUGUGGUGCUGCUUGGACUGACGAAGGAUUACAUCACACUGGUACCUGAGGGCCCAGGUAUCACCUACGUUGGCAAGAGGAAACUACUUCAGUACUACCUGAAGGAUGAGGCUAUGUUGCCUCACGAUGAGGCUAACUACAGCGGGCAGGUGGUGAAACUAACCUUCCAGAACCUGUCUACCUUCUACAUCACCUCUACAUACGUGCCUACCUUCAUCAUUGUGGUCAUUGGUUACCUCGUCUUCUACUUCCCAGUGGAUGACUUCAACGAGAGGAUCAUGGUUGCUCUGACAGCACUUCUGGUCGAGGCCGCCUUUUUCACACAGACGAGCUCCAACAUCCCCCAGACAGCCUACCUCAAGCUGGUCGACAUCUGGUAUGUGUACUGCAUCAUUAGCCUCUUCCUGGUGGUGGUCACCGUCGCCUUCCUCAACUGGUGCAAGAAAUGCGCCCCGGCCUGUGUGCUGGGCGUGGGUCGCUACAUCAACGAUGCCGGAGCGUUGCUUGCAGUUCGGCGAGCAGCACUGGCUGCCUGGCUCAACCUUCUGUGUCGCAUUCUGUGUCCUGUGCUCACAGCUCUCUUUCUCACCUUCUACCUCGUCAUGGCAGCUCUCAUCGAGAUCCCAGAGCUGAAUAUACAACUGAAUAAAUAACUUGAUUCCCUCAAUAGAAAAGGCAAAAAAUAAGAGUAAUGAAAAAAGAACGGAAUAACACAGUGAAAAAAAAGUAGAAUAAGCCCUAUGGAAAAAAAGAAAAGCAUAAUAGACCCAGUGCAAAAAAGUGGAAUAAACCCAGUGCAAAAAAGUGGAAUAAACCCAAUGAAAAAAAAAAAAAUCAACCCAGUGAAAAAAGAGCAGAAUAAACCCAGUAAAAAAUUAGUAGAAUAAAUAAAAUAAAAAAAGUAGAAUAAGCCCAGUGAAAAAAAGAGCAGAAUAAACCCAGUGGAAAAAAAAUGAACAGCAGAAUAAACCAAAUGAGAAAAGGGUAGAAUAACCCCGGUUAAAAAAAAAGCAGAAUAAGCCCAGUGGAAAAAAAUAAUAGCAUAAUAAACCCAGUUAGAAGCAUGUGUAAUAAAUCCAACUAUCGUAUAUUAGAUGUAAAAACAAAAACUGAAUAGGCUAAUUUUCGGAGAUCAAAACCGUUAAAAAUAACUAUAUUAGUCUAUUGAUUUGUGGGUUAUUUAUGGAUGGUAAUGGGGAUCGCCGCCCCCCCUACAGCUGGGUCCCAGACCAAUUCUCCCUGCGAUGACAUGCCUAAUCAGGUGGAUGGCGCAGAAUGUUUGCAUAUUUGACAUUAUGUUAUUAAUUAAUGGGACGAGUCUGCUUAUGACAUACUGAAGUGUUUGACAAAGAGUUCAAGAUGGGUGACUACUCUCACAAUGAGUUAAAUACUCUCAUGAGUUACGAACACUAAUGUAAUUUAAUAACAAUCCGUCCCCCACGCUCAUAAGUUAGGAUAGAUUAGGUUAAGGUGGAUUAGGUUACUUUAGAUUAAGUUAGGUUAGGCUAUAUGCCCGCACCAACAAAGCAUAACCUAACCUAGCUCACAAAUGUUAAAAAAUAAAAUUUUAUUUAUAUUUAAAUAUUUGAUAUGUAAGGAUAUUACUAAUGGCUCUCGUAGCCACAUGUAGGAAUUUACUUGCUCGGACACUGAGCAAAUAAUAUGAAUUACAAAGAUGAGAAUAUUCGCUUUCAACACCAUAUGAUCAGUUAAUACUUAUACCUCGUUCCUGACGGGAACUAUGUCACAUCCUGUGGAAAUGAAUGUGACAAAGUCUAGAACAGUCAAAGCAGAUUACGUCUUUAUUCUUCGAAGUAAUUCCCAGAUUUACUAAGGUAAUCUGCCAAGGCCGACGCCUGUUACUUCAUCUUUACAGCGACGCAGAUUUAUCUUAGUUCAUACUGCAUUUGGAGGGACAUGACAUCAAGCAAUUUCUAAAAUUUAAUGUCACAACACUAGGUAUUACUCAAUAUAUGUUUCUCAGUGUAUACACUCAGAGAUAUAUAUCUGUAUAUAUACACUGAGGUAUAUAUAUAUAUCUCAAGUGUAUAUACACUGGUCAGAGGUGUAUAAUAAUCACUGUUCUGGAGAUUAAAAUAUUCUUGACACUCAGUGCAUAAGUGAUAUUGCAGCAUUAUUUUUUGCUCAUGGGGAUGAACUAACCCGUAGGGAUCACACAGCGACUGAGAACUGGAGGCAAUUAGCCUUGACCCGAUGGAGGGGAUGGUUGCUUUAAUAACUCGGAUCAAGGACUCAUUGCAUCAAAUCACCACUGAAAAGCUGCAGCCUAAUGACCUUCGUAUAGGCUUUAUAUCUAAUAAAACAUUCGUUAUUUUAUGUACGUUUAGUUGCCAGGCCAAAAAUGUUUGAUCAAAGCUGUCGCAGCUGUAAUGUGAUAAAUAUGAGGUAAAAUUCACAAGAUAAACAGCAAACUUUUACUGAGGCAACGUUAAGCUGUGUGGAACUUUAUCAAGUCAUAAUAACUUUGUGUAUUAUACUCGGUCCUCCUUCCUGGCCUCCUAGAGGUCUCAUAUACGUAUAAAUAUUAAUAGUAGUAGUUCACCGGUCACAUUUAUUAAAACAUAUAAACAGUGAAAGACCGUCAGUGAUGUACAUAGCAAGAAAACAUAAAAAUAAAAAAAUAAAAUAGA
Messenger RNA from Cherax quadricarinatus, 5389 nucleotides. RefSeq lists its product as uncharacterized. Gene Ontology annotation, molecular function: neurotransmitter receptor activity; protein binding; extracellular ligand-gated monoatomic ion channel activity. NCBI's taxonomy places the organism in Eukaryota, Metazoa, Arthropoda, Malacostraca, Decapoda, Parastacidae. Gene Ontology annotation, biological process: monoatomic ion transmembrane transport; chemical synaptic transmission; regulation of membrane potential. The record is from RefSeq and is a predicted model, not a curated record. Gene Ontology annotation, cellular component: synapse; plasma membrane; neuron projection.